AGUAAAAGCUCACCUCUCCGGGUCUUGUAACGCACGAUGGAUCCCCGUGAGGAGGAAGAGAAGCGGCCACCUGCUGACACGGUGCUGCCCACAGGAAGCCACCAUCCAGUGGAGCAGCCGGCCCGAGGUCAAGAGGUCGACGGAGGGGACGAGUGGGACACCGAUCUGGAAACGGACAAUGGCACCUGUCAGAAUCACAGCUUGCCCGCCGCAGAGCGGUACCUGGAGGCCUGUCGGCAGACGGGCUGCGUCCCCGUGUCCUCCUACCUCCGUCAGCUGGGUGAAGCCAACCUCAACCUGAACCACUACGGCAUAGGACACCUUGGAGCCAAAGCCCUGGCCAUAUCUCUGCAAAGUGACAAUGCCAUCACCAACCUGGAGCUUGAGGACAACGCGCUUCAGGCAGAGGGCACACGCUAUCUGACAGAGAUGCUUCAAACAAACAUAAGCAUCAAGAGUCUAAAUCUUUCCAACAACCAGCUGCACCUUGAAGGAGCACAGAUCAUCUCCAAAAUGCUAUUAGACAACUGCUACGUAACAAGCAUCAACCUCUCAGGAAAUCAUUUUGACGAUGCUGCUGCUGAAUACUUGGCCGAAGCGUUGAAGGUUGACUAUGUAGUCAAAGAGCUGGACCUCAGUCUCAACAAUAUCUUUGAUGCAGGAGGAGAACACCUGGGUCACAUGUUGGCCUCCAACAUAGGUAUAGAAGUCCUAAAUCUGAGCUGGAACCACCUCGGCACGCGUACUGCCGUGGCUUUGGGUGCUGCACUGAAGGUGAACUCGACCCUGCAAAAGCUCCAUGUGGCGUGGAGCCGUUUCGGCCCCGUCGAGGCGCAGCCACUGGCUCAAGCGCUGAAACAAAACAGCACGCUGGUGCUGCUGGACGUCAGCAGCAACCUCCUCGACGAUGGGGCGGCGGCGCUCCUCUGCGAGGGCCUCGCCGCCAACGACACCAUGCGGGUCCUCGGGCUGUCCCGCAACCCACUGACAAACGUGGGGGCGCUGGCGCUGCUCCGAACCGUGACGGAAAACCCCAGUUCAGCCGUGGAGGAGAUGGAUGUUUCUACAGUUUUUGUUUGCGAGACCUUUGUGGACCUUUUGGAAGAAGCCCGUCAGAGGCGUCCCAGUCUGGAUGUUCGGCACAGCGUCAUGAGCUCCGUCACCAGGAACAUAUCAGCCCUCCGGAUCUUUCAUAAAUUCCUCGAAGAGCAAAAUGAGAACAUCGUGGACUUCUUCCGAAGUUUAGAUGAGAAAGGAACCAAAAGGGUGCCCACCUGUGUUUUCAGGAAGGCUGUGAAGGAAGCCAACGUACCUCUGGACCAGCGGCAGCUGGAGUGGUUGAUACAGAAGUUUGAUAAGAAGUGCACAUCCAGCAUCGUCUACAGGUCAGUGUGUGAAGGGAUGCAUGCAGCAUCAUCUCACUUGUUCAUUAUUUACCAUGCAGAGUAUUUUUAA
Molecule: messenger RNA, 1455 nt
Organism: Pungitius pungitius (ninespine stickleback)
Lineage: Eukaryota; Metazoa; Chordata; Actinopteri; Perciformes; Gasterosteidae
Product: leucine-rich repeat-containing protein 74A-like
Exons: 12
Coding region: 37-1455 (472 amino acids)
Molecular function (GO): protein binding
Source: RefSeq, a predicted model, not a curated record